Notothenia coriiceps (black rockcod) is the source of this 573-nucleotide messenger RNA. Its product is annotated as SH3 and multiple ankyrin repeat domains protein 3-like. The transcript is spliced from 6 exons. The coding region runs from base 1 to 573 and encodes 190 amino acids. Gene Ontology annotation, cellular component: postsynaptic membrane; dendritic spine; postsynaptic density. The record is from RefSeq and is a predicted model, not a curated record. Lineage: Eukaryota; Metazoa; Chordata; Actinopteri; Perciformes; Nototheniidae. Gene Ontology annotation, molecular function: ionotropic glutamate receptor binding; synaptic receptor adaptor activity.
AUGCAUCAAAACAAGAGCGACAGUCAGGAUGGCUUUUACAUCCCUUUCCGCUACAAGAGCAGAGUCUACAAGCAACCCGAUGUGGACGAGAAACAGAUUGCCAAACUUCACACAAAGGCCAAUCUGAGGAAGUUCAUGGACCUCAUCCAACAUAAUCAGGUGGACAAAGUGUUGAAGCUGCUGGAGAGAGGCUUCGAUCCAAACUACCAUGACAGUGAGACUGGUGAGAGUCCGCUGACAUUCGCCGCUCAUCUGGACAACAUGGUGGAGAUGAUCAAGGUUUUGAAGAAUGGAGGCUCUCACCUGGACUUCAGAGCUAAAGACGGCAUGACGUCUCUGCACAAAGCCGCUCGCUCCAAGAACCACGUCACACUCACGACGCUGCUGGAGUUGGGGGCUUCUCCGGACUACAAGGACAGUCGUGGUCUGACCCCUCUGUACCACAGUGUGGUGGGGGGGGGGACCCCGGCUGCUGCGAGCUGCUGCUCAACCACCACGCCUCCGUCUGCUGCCAGGACGAGAACGGCUGGCACGAGGUUCACCAGCUGGUACAUAUUACCAAAGCACAAGUAA